Messenger RNA from Dromaius novaehollandiae (emu), 6418 nucleotides. RefSeq names its product podocalyxin like 2 (gene PODXL2). The record is from RefSeq and is a predicted model, not a curated record. Gene Ontology annotation, biological process: leukocyte tethering or rolling. The coding region runs from base 294 to 2213 and encodes 639 amino acids. NCBI's taxonomy places the organism in Eukaryota, Metazoa, Chordata, Aves, Casuariiformes, Dromaiidae. The transcript is spliced from 8 exons.
GGGGCGGCGUGGCCGGGGGGCGCCGGGCGGCAGCGCCGCAGCCCGCGAUGAGGCCGGGCGGCGCGGCGACUCGGCCGGGCGUGCGGGAGCUCCCCCCGCCCCGCUUCCCCGCCCCCGGGCGCGGCGGGCAGCGCCCGCGGGAGGAGGCGGCGCCGGGCGGCGGGAUGCAGUGCGGGGCCGGGCGGCGGCGGGCGGGCGCGGCGGCGGCGGCGAGGGGCAGAGCCCGGCGGGCGGCGGGGCGGCCCCGCUCCCCGUGAAGGAGGCGGCGCGGCAGGACAGCGGCCGCCGCCGCCAUGCAGCCGUUGCACCGGGCCCCGGCGCUGCUGCUUCUGGCCGCCGGGAUCUUGUGCCUCUGCCUUGCCUCCUCAGAGGAGCCGACCGCUGAUGGCCUCACUUCAACUUCCCUGCUGGAGUUUGCCGUGAUGUCCCAUCUGGAGGCCCUGAAUUCCCACGAGCAAACCAGCCCUGAAGCCCUGGAGGCUGAACUCACCCCUGGCUCUCUACACGCUGCCCCAGGAUCAGGCUUUGCCAGUGAGGAGAACGAGGAGUCCAAGAUCUUACAGCCCCCACAGUACUUCUGGGAAGAUGGGGGAGAGCUCAACGACUCCAGCUUGGACUUGGGACCAGCAACAGACUACAGCUUCCCUGUUGCCUCUCAGAAGGCCCUGCCCAAAGGGAAUGGGACGCAAGCGAAAGACACCUGGGAAACAGCCACCUUCCAGCCACCAGCAGAGCCAGCUGAGGUGGACUCACAUACACCUUUCUCUAGCACGCUGGAGGAAGAGGAGGGGCUGCUCCCUAUAGACCACUCGAAAGGAGGACCGGAGAUCCUCCAGACCUCCGGGCCGAAGCACACAUCAUCUGAACCAGUGGGCCAAGAGGAUUCCUUGUUCUCCGUCCUGUUUUCCACAGCCUCUGCGAGGCCAGGUGUUGUGACCAAGGCAGCUGCAGGAAUUCAAGAAGAGGACUCUGUUCCUCCAGGCUUAGACCUUGGGAGCAGCAUGGGGCCGGGCCUGCUGCCUCUGUCCUCUAUUUUUUCUACUACUGCUGCGAGGUCCGCUGGUGUUUCAGAAGAGCCCUUUGAGGUGACAGCUGGGGACACAUGGGCUGUUGAGGGAGCAGAUUUGGAGCCAACUGUGACCACCCCAAGAACAGAGCUUGCAGAACCUGCAGUGGAGGCUGGUGGGGAAGAACAUUUGGCCAAAGAGGAGUUCCCGGAGACCACAGUGGGGUGGGAGAUGCUGGAGCCCACAGUGCUAGCUGAAAUAGAGCAAACAGUGGAAAUGCCUGUGGGGACACCCUCUCCCAGCAGCAACUCCCCAGACACCCAGACUUUUUCUGGUGGCGACCAGCACCUCGGUUCCUCCACAGCUCCAUGGGACAGGUCUGAUGAGCCAGCCCUGGAUCUUGCCUGGAAUGACACAGAGUUGGCCACAGAGACCGUGGCAGCAGAGAGGAGCUUGUCACCGCAGGCUGGGGAUGCCCGCGUGGCUGUGCUGCCAACAGAAAUGCCCUGGAAUUCACCACAGGUAAUCUGCAAAGACUGGAGCAACCUUGCAGGGAAAAACUACAUCAUCCUGAAUAUGUCAGAUAACAUCGACUGUGAGGAAUUUCGGUUGGAGAGGGGUCCCCAGCUGCUGGCGUUGGUGGAGGAUGCCUUCUCCAGACAGACGGAUGGACUGCAGGACCGCUGGCUGAUCUCUCUGAGCAAACCCAAUGAGAACGACAAGCACUUGCUAAUGACACUGGCAGGGGAGCAGGGUGUCAUCCCUACAAAAGAUGUUCUUAUGGCACUGGGGGAUGUUAAGAGGAGCUUAGCUGAGAUCGGCAUCCAGAACUACUCAACCACCACAAGCUGCCAGUCACACCCCAACCAGACACGCAGCGAUUAUGGGAAGCUAUUUGUGGUACUGGUGAUCAUCGGCUCCAUCUGUGCCAUCAUCAUUGUUAUGGGGCUCAUAUACAACUGCUGGCAGAGACGCCUGCCCAAGAUGAAGAACAUGUCACAUGGCGAGGAGCUGCGCUUUGUUGAGAAUGGCUGCCAUGACAACCCCACCUUGGAUGUAGCCAGCGACAGCCAGUCGGAAAUGCAAGAGAAGAAGCCAAGCGUGAACGGUGGAAAUACCAUCAAUGGCCCCGACAGCUGGGAUGUCCUGAUCAAUAAGCAGGCGAGCGAGGAUGUGGAUGUGUUUGAGGAAGACACACAUCUUUAAAAAAGCAAAGAGAGAACCACCCCUUUAAAUACAUUUGUGUCUCUACCAUUUUGACUGAUGGACCAUGGGAUCAGGGUGGCUGCUCAGGAACUUCUUAAAGGCUUGGGACAGGUCAAGUCUUGGGCAUGUUUUCCUGCUGGAAGUCUUGAGCCCACAUGAGAGGCCUGGAGCCCAAAGGAUCACUGAAGAGGGAAGCGGGAGGGGUGGGUCUGUAGGUCUCUGUGUGUGUGUGUUCCUAUAAGUAGCACCAAUGCUUUCAUCACCUUUAAAUGCACUUACUAUAGCUCUCUGGUAGUGGCUGAGAGUGGCUGGGCUUGAGAAACAAGGCAGUGAGGCUGUAUGCCAUGAGGAAUCUGGCUUUGGGGAGUAAAUUCACUUUGGGAGUCCAGCUGGGGUUAUGGCAGCCAGACCCUGACCUUGCUGGCAUCUGGAUUUAUAGCUGUAGAGCUGAGAUCAUGAUCUGUCCCUGCAGGUGUGCUGAAACCUGUGUCCCAUUCUGGAUAUGGGGAGACAAGACUCAGCUGAUGUCCUGGGCAGAGUGUUUGUGUUCCACAUGUGCAGAGAGGUUUUCUAGUGCUCUAGCAUUAGCUGCCAACUGGAUGGGCUGAUGUUUACAUCUGAGGAAAACAUCCCCGUGUGAUCUCUUUUUUCCCUCUUACCCCCAACAGCUCCAACCCCUUUUCCAGUUCCACAGCUCCAAGUUGAGCUUGCAGAGUUUGAGCACUUUAACCUGUUUUGGUCUGCUUGGCUGACUGCAGAGUAUUUGGUGUCAUGAUGCAGCAUCUUAGCUGGAAAUCUGCUUUAGGCUGGAGAGUUGCUCAAAAAGGACUUUUACCUGCCUCUUUCACCUAACAGCCUGUGAAAUCAGCAGCAAAGCAUCCCUUGUCUACAUCUUAGUCUUAGAUUGGCAGGCCUUUCCCACUCCUGUUCCAUUUUCCAGGGUAGUUUCGUUUCAGUUAAUCUUUUGAGGUGAACCUACAGCCUAUGUGAGACUUCUAAACAGGAAAAAAGCAAAAAUUCAGAAACAGUUUUCUGGUCCUUGUUGUUUCCUUUUCAGGAACCUGCCUUAGGCGGAAGUAUUUAAUGUCACAUUGGUGUAAAUCAGGGGUAACAUCUUUAAAAUCGCUGCAUUUAAACAAGCGUAAAAGAUGGUUUAGGUGAGAUCAGAAUCAGAUCUAAGAGUUCCCCAGUGACUGUUUCUCAGCCAUGCCUCAGGCAAAUUUGAGGCUCCAGCUCCCUGAAGAUGUGUGAUAAAAGGCACGUGAAUAUGCAUAAUUGUUCUCUGAGCCCUGCCUAAACUGAGACUCAGAACUACUUUCGAGCCUGAAAUCCCAGAACAUUUGUUUCUUCUGUCACCGAGGGAUUGAGGGACUUGCUUAGGUCAAAGGCAAUAGUAUUCCCUUCCAUUUAUGAUUAGCUGCUCGCUUGCUUUCUGCAAGAUGCAGCUUUGUGUUUGGUCUUUAAGGGAAUCUUUGUACAGAAGGACCCCAGAUAUGUGGCCUGAUGCUUAGCUUGUAAAUCUAUCCCUGUAUAUACAGAUAUUUUUAGCAUGCUCAUCCCUGAUGUGAGUGCCUAAAGUCAAGAUACAAAAGUCUGUAGUUUCAUUUUGCAUAGCGCUUUGCAUACAGACUGAACCGCAGAUUACUUCGAUGUAGGACCAUGUUGAUAUCAGUCUAUUAUGGAUUUAAGAAAGGUGAUAGCCUUUGAUUUUCUAUCGAAAUUCCAACUUCGAGUGUUUCUGUGCUGCCUCCAUCCCUUUCCCUGUGUUAUAUAGGAGAUGGUGUCCCUCGGCUCCUUUUUUUAUCCUGUCAGUAGAGUUGCAGAGCUGCCCGGAGGAGCUCCCUCUCCUGCCCCAGCAGUUGACAGUGGGUGGCUGGUGUGGGGGGACGCUCCACGGACACGAGCAGCCACGUGCAGCCCUGCUCCGAAUGCCCUUCACUGGCAGCCGUCUGCCCAAUUCAGUCUGUGCGGUGAACCUGCACAAGUUCAGGAGCUGUGUUGAUGGUGCUUUGGGGCUCACAGGAUUAAAUGUAAGUUGUUGUUAUGACAUGGUGAGUGAUUUAAAGCAUGGAGUUAAAUUUUGAGUUUGUAUAGCACUUAGCAUAACAAGGCCUGGCAUGGCUGUGGCCUUUAGGCAGUUUCACCAUAUAAAUGUUUAUAAGUCCAAUAAUCCUCAUUAAAUACACUUUUAAUACUUGGUGGCUAGUAAAAAGAUAAAGCCACUAAUCAAUUGUGAAUUAGUUCACCCACAAAACACUUCCUUGGUGCACUUCAUUGCGAAGAACUGCUUUGCUGCCCUAUUUUCUCUCUACUUUACAAAUUCAGAGAAACAACAAGGUGCUGAUAAAGUAAUGCUUCUUGUGUCGCAGUUGGGUUCAGCACCUCCUGAUCUGGUCUGAAGUCUUCAAACUUUAAGUAGGCCAAGGUGACCAUCCAGGCUCCUUAAAAAGCAGUGCUGACUCUUGAAGCUGUCAACUAGCAAGCUCUCCUGGUGUGCUGCUCUGGCUUACUGGGGCCUGAUUGUAUCCCAGAGACUGUAGUGCUUGCUUCUGAAGCUGGAGUGCUCCAGGGUAUCUUGAGAGUGUCCAAGGGUGACUGUCACCAAGCUGAGAACAAUUUUCUGAUGUCUCAGACAUGGUACGCUUGGCUGUAUAAUCUCAGUUUAGCUCCAGAAAUCUACUGGUUAAGAGCAUUUCAUUUUAAUAUGGAGAUACUUUUUAUACCUUUUCCAUUUGUUCUUCUUUGUAUUAUUUUUUGCACUAGGCUGAUCUUGUUAAGUCAAUUGCACUGUUGUCCCUAUCCUGCAAACCUUGCGGACGGGUCACCUCUCGGUACCUGCGGGCUGGGAAGUGCUGCAGAGUCGGGCUGUCGUAGCCUGUUUCGCUCUGGUUCUGUUGUUCAGCGCUUGGGUUUCCAGCUCUGCACGGGGAGGCUUUAAAGAGAAGGAUAAACCGUAUAUUGUCAUUUGUAACAGGAAGCUUUUCUAUCACCUUAACGUAGUUGAACUUGUUUUUAACAAACACUGUCAAAGCCGGACUUCUCAGAGGGGUGUGCCAGGCAACAGAGCAGGCAGAAGACAGUAAUUCCUGGAAAACUGUUUCCCACCUCCUAGGACUUCACUGUAGUCCCAUCUGCUAGACGUGUGAUCACACUGACACCUGGUGACUGCUGGGAGUUAGAGACAACAAAUAAAAGAGGACUUUUUUCCUCCCUCUUAACUAUGGAUAUUUAUUUUCCUGUGACUUACCUAGCACAGCCGCCUGUUUUAUUCCCGCGGGGGGCUGCUGGAAGAAGCGCUUGUGAGCGGAGGGGCUUGCUCAAGGGACGGCUCGUGUGAGCACGUCCCCACCUGCAAAGCAACAAGAUCAGCUGUUCCCGGGAGUCACCAGUGCCGAGGCCUUGGGCAGCAAUAUGGGGCUGCAGCCGCGUCCCCCCCUUUCUCCUCCACUUUUCCCCUCUGGGAACAUGGCCAGAAACCAGAGGCAUCAGACUGGGAAUGAAGGUGGCUCUCCAGAGCGGAGCUCUGCGCCCCAGGGGCACCGGUGCUUGCCCAGAGGCACAGCCGUGGUCAGCAGGGUGGCUGUCCCCAGCAGGGACACACCUCUCCGCGAGGCGGCAGCAGAUGUGAGCUGGCCUGACCAGGCUGCGGUUGCCUGCAGAUGUUGCCCAGAUGUUUAGAACAAGAUCUGUAAUGUAGGGCAGUACCCAAAGCGCACUAGGACUCUGCAUCCUCCAGCCUGCUCCGUGGCCCACAGAAGGCAGCGGGACACCGAGGAGUGACCCGAGCUCUGCAGUGUGCAUGUCGGGGUGAGAACAUCGUUCAAGGUCCCACCUCGAGGAGCCCUCUGGGCAAAGGAUGCUGGGCUGGGCAGCAGCUUGUCCGCAUGCCCCAGUCGCGUGGGAGCAAGCGUCUCCUCGCAGGGGGGUCACAGCGCCUGGGGCUUCAGCAAGAGAGGCAGCACGGGCAUCCGCCCCCCCGAUUCACGCAGGCCUCAUGGGCUCGUCUCGGCUGCGAAUGAGGCUCCCAGCUCUCAGCUCAGCCUGGGUGCACGGGCUCGAUGCCACUGGCCCUACGGGACCUGGUGGCCAAUUUUGGGGACUGCUGCUGGAGAACGCUAGAAACGCUUGUGCCCGCCCUGGAAGCCGCGAGGCCGUGGUUUGGUUUUCUUUGCAAUAAAAAGCACCUCCCCGGUGCCUGAACGCUG